Molecule: messenger RNA, 5245 nt
Organism: Homarus americanus (American lobster)
Lineage: Eukaryota; Metazoa; Arthropoda; Malacostraca; Decapoda; Nephropidae
Gene: qtc
Product: flocculation protein FLO11-like
Exons: 13
Coding region: 771-3089 (772 amino acids)
Source: RefSeq, a predicted model, not a curated record
GGGAGGGGUUGUACGAGUAAGAAGUGCCGUGAGUGUAGGCAUCGUCUUUUCUUGGCUGUGUACGUGACACCAGGCUGAAAAUGGCUGUACAACUUACUAGUGAAGGGGAAACUGGUUUAUCUUGCACAGAAAACACCGAAAUGCACACCGGCAGUGAUAUUACGGCCCAUCACGGCUCUGAAACCAAUGCACCUCGCUUCAGGGAUGACGCAAUACACCACACUAUUGGAAACACGACACAGUGCAUGUCUGAAACGCCCGUAAAUAGCCUUGAUGAAGAUGAAACUGAAACACAUUCCACUGGUGAAACAAACGCAUACGGGGGCACUGAGCCGAGAUUCAGUAUGUCAUUCUUUAUAAAAAUCGAAAGCUUCCUGUACUUCGUGAUAGCUAAAUUAUCGACGAAAAUACUGAAAAUGGUGUACACGGCAGCGCUCCAUCUUAUAUACAUGUUAUUUAAGGUUAUAGGAGCAGCGUUUACCAAGUUGUUCUAGAGGAUGAGAGCGAGAAGUAGUGUAUAUACCAAGAGUGUUGUUAUAUACCAGUAGUGAACACACAUAACAUAGCAAACCAAGAUUAACACAUAUAUGUCAUACAAGAAGUAACUGUAAUUAUAAACACUGAUUCAAUGGGAGCGUUAAAUUGGCUAUUGAACUAAUUCCCUUGUGAAAUUAAUAUUGCAUAGUGAUGAUACAUAGAUAGAAGCGUUUCAGUGAAGUACGAAUUGGUUGACAUCACCUCACAGUGUGCCAGGAAUAACAGGCCUGGGGAUGGAAGCGUCGGGGAUAUCCUCUGGUUUAUCGUCCUUACCCUGCACGCCACUGGAUGAGGAGCGCCCGGGAUCCUCUCUCAGCACUGCCUCUCGCUCCUCUAGGAUCCCCAGACUCACCCGCUCCGCCUCGUUAAGGAUCAAGUCCUCUACAUCCACGACCACUUACAACAGCAGCAGCAACCACACGCCGGAGAGCAAGACGGUGGAGGUGAAGAGUAGCAGUGACCCGCGUCCUACCUCACGGACCUCCUCAAAGGGCAUCACCAGAUCAGCCAGUUUCGUUACCUCACGUGGGAUGGGAGGCAUAACGCGUCCUUCCUCGUCUUCCACCACCAACUCCAUGACUCCCACCUCCUCCUCGACUUCCAGUACACCGAGUGGGACUUCCAGAGUGUAUGGUCACUCCCUCACGCCAGAGACGCCGAGGAGGUUUACACACCCAGGCAACCACACCAGGAGGGUCAAUAACGCCUCUUCAGACAGGAAAACCCACUCUUAUGCCGGUCUUGGUUCCUCUUGGCACCCGAGUCUUAGCUACCACCACCACCAUACCACCUCCAGUACCAACCACCACAACCACCCAAGCAGGAGGCCCAACUUUCUGCCCGUGUCUUCAACGCCGUCAUCGUUAACACAGACCAGUUCUUCUGUACCUAUCACCCCGGCGUCGCAGCCAGAGACCCCUUCGAGAUCCCCAAACCUUGACCUGGAUGACGUCGAUUCCGUCAAGAGUUUUGGCUCAGUGUGUUCAGCUGUGAGUUGCGACGCGGGACUUUCCCAGCACCUUCACCACCACCAAUCCUCCUGUGGUAGUAGUAGCAGCAGCAGGGGAGGAGGAGGGAGGAACCUCAAGUACGUCUUACACUGCCGACAUAACCACGAUUAUGAUCCAGACAAUUAUUUGACACCAACACAGAGAGCAGCACGAAGGAUCAGGGAACUGAAGAACCAACUCGCAGAAGCUCGACGAGAAGUACACCUGAGAGAUGCUGAGAUUUCACGCCUCACACGAGAACUGGUAGAGCUGAGACUACUUAAAGCUCGAUCUCAGCAGCGGGAAGAUGAGGCUGAGACCAACACAGAAAGAAAUGACAAGAUCACCAUCAGGAGACCAGCCAUUUGCAAUGGUACAGACCUAAGAAAUGAUCCACAGAGACGCCUGGCCACAGAGCCCCGAGCUACCCCCUCAACCCCUACACCAAAGACCUCAGCCACACCCUCAGAAGGAAGUGAACCUGAACUCAGCCGUUUAAUGGAUAAUUUGACUACUGGUGCGUCAGAGUCUGGAGCAGCACGUGUCCCUGUGGUGUCUCCUGCAGCAGGUUCUGUAGCGGAAACCACAUCAGAUUCUGUUGAUCUCACCCGAUCUUUGGCAGAUUCUGGCCAUUAUGAAGAUCUCACAUCUCCAUGUCUCUCAUCGAGGUUUCAGGAUCCAUUUGAAGCUAGCCGAGGAUCAUUGAGAGGACGGCGUGUUGAUGAGGAUGAGGAUGAAGUAGAUCCAUGGACAGCUGUAGAAGAGACAGAAGCAAGGCUCCGAGAAGAGUACGAGAGACGUGAAGACCAGCUGAAGAGAAACCACAUGGACGAGUACCAUGAACUGAAGGAGAAGCACAAUGAUCGUGUGGAAGCUUUACUCUCAAAACUCAGUGAUGCUAAUCUCAAGUAUUUUGAACUGCGACCAAUGUACGAUCGAAGUCAAGAGAGAAUCCGUGAAUUAGAGCGAGACGUGACAAGGUUGAAGGAUGAACUUACCGAGGCUGAGCUUCGUCACCAGAAGAUGUAUUUACAGAUGUUCCUCAAAGGCCAGCAAGCAGCCAAAUUACAGGCUGAUGAUGAACAGGAUGGAGAAGAUGGAAGUCAGUCGUCCAUAUCUUCAGGUGGCCCAGUGGUGGACCUGAUGAAACAGUUAGCUCGUACAGAGGAAGAGCUAGAGAAGAUAAAGGGAGCUGUACCCCUCUUCCCUUGCUCACUGUCCUCCCCUGUGGUCCGAGCCCUCACAAAGGCUUCUUCUCUUGGUGCACCAAAAGCAGCACUCUUGGACGGUAAACAGGCCAUCAGUUUGUACUUCCAGGGACGUAGACAGGCCCUCUACCACCGUGAAGUUGCUUCUCGUAACAACAACAACAACAACAACAACAGUAGUAGUACCAACAGAAAUGGGGAGCUGGACCCAGAAGUCACACUUCAGUUUCUUAAGUCUGCCAUCUAUUACUUCCUCACCGAUAAGGAUAAUUCAAAGGGUCACCUCAGGGCAAUUGAGAGUAUUUUAGGUUAUUCAGACAGCGAAAGAUAUAACAUUGAUAAAGUUGUCAAGUGAAAACCUAAAAGUAUAGUUAUUAUUAUGAUGAUUAAUAUUGUAUAUUUAGCAUCAAAUGAACCAAAAUUAUAAGAUGAUGCUACAAAUAAUAUACAUUAAAUAAAUAUCACUUUUACAGUGACUGUGAUUAAAAUGCUUAAAUUAGUUACUGUGAUUUGCUAGUUUAUUAUACAAUGAUACAGAUGAUAUGCAAUUUCACACUUAUAAUUUAUGCAACCUGUGAUAAAUGAACAGUUAGGACUUAGUAUUAUACAGAUUACAGGUUGUGAAUCUUAAUACCUUUGUCACGGCUCACUUGUAUACACUUCACAUAAGAGUCUAUUGAUAAUAUGGGGCCUUAGAGGUAUAGGGUAAGAAUUGCUAAUCCUAAGAAUGAUAAUUAAAUGUGUUUUGUAGUACAAGUUCAACAAAUGUAAAUGUUCUAUAUUUUUUCAUUAUCUUUUGCUUUAGCAAUGAAUUUAAUACAAUUAAAAAGAUCACCUGAGCAAGAAAAGUACUUGUAGUUUGUUUUUCAGUGAUAUCUCAUGAUGCAUUGUGUUGCCAAAAGAAGAAGCUUUAUUUAACUGCUUGUCUGUACAUAGAGCAUUUCACUCUUCAAUUCAUCCUCCUAGAAUCUUAUUAAUUCAACUUACUUGUAACUACAUGAAUUGCAAGGACUUUUUUUAAACCUUUAUACAUUUUUAAAAUCUAAUAUUUAAAAUUUGUCAGUAGUAAGAAGUUGUAACACUUGCUGUCAAUCAUAGUGCAUACAUUAUUGUUGGGAAAAAUAUUUUGAAAGAAUCACUUGAUAUUGUCAGUCAGCUUUAAGGGACAACUACAGGAAACAAAAACAAAUAAAUAAAAUUACAGGAGACAAAACAAAUUAAUAACUAGUAUUAAAUUCCUCAUCAGGAAAAUAGAAGAGGAAGUAAUUAUAAUCUAUAUAAGUUUUCUUCACUGUAUUGUAAUUGUUCUUAUUUUUACUACUGUAAUGUUUAUAUUUCAAGAGAAAGAAAAGAAAAUAAUAGUAAAAAUUUUUGUGUGACUGGUAGCUAAUUGGUUACUGAAUUACUGUACAGGUAUUUCAUUAAUGAACUAUCAUUAAAAAAAUAUUAUUCAUGGAAGUGAAAUUUUAUUGCACAGUACAGAACUUGUAUGUAAUUUCUCCCCUACAAAGCUUAACCUGGAGACAAGGAUUGGUGAUCUUAAACAUAAUUUAUAUAUACUCUACUAUUUGUACAUUAGUGGUUAAUAUCCGGGGUAAUGGUUAGCCAGUGCAGUUGGCGAGUUGCCCAGCAUUCUCGGAUUAUUCCUUGACGAUGGGUCAUACAGCGAGUUAACUUUGGGUGUGGAGGUUGUGUUGGCUACACCUUGAAAACAAAUUCAUACCUAGGUGGCCCUAGGGCCAGCAAUCUUCAAAUACGAGGGGCAACCAUUAUUAUAUACUAUAUAUUUAUUUACUAAUUUUCGAUGAAAAACAACAAAUAUUUUAAUGUUUAUCAUAAUUUUAUUAUGGUUAUUUUUUUUAGUGAACAAAGUAUCAUUUGAAGUAGGUUUUUACCAAUGCUACGGGAUGACUUUGGGAGUUUGUGAUGAUGGGUUGUGUUGGUGUUAUAGUUGUUAAUAUUAACUGACAGUCAUAAGUUGACUAUUAGUCUUAACAUUAUUUUGCAAGUGUUUUAUGAAGAUCAUAUUAAUCAUGUACUGAUUUAGUCAGUUAAUAAGCACACCAAAGAACUCUUGAGUUGAGUUGGUCAUUUGUUCCUGGUCUUGUUAUCACGUAGUUAUUAGUAUAUAAGGAUAAUAUAAUUUGCUUCUGAACAUAAUAUAUCGUCCAAGAUUAUAUAUACAUUGUAUACAGUAUAAAUCUGUAAUGAUUAUAUUGUUAAACGUAACAUCAUUAUUUUUAUGCUAUCAGUGUUUAGAUUACAGACUAAAUAGAUAUUUAUCACAUUGACUCGAGAUACAACGAGUGCUUCCUAAGAUAAAUAAGUAGAUAUAUACGCUUUCUCAUCCUAGUGUGGGAUAGUUGUCACUUGUAAUGUAUGUUGCCUCGGCAGUGAAUGUGAUAUACUGUAACUGAAUCUGUAAUGGCUUAUUUACUUGUUUUGAGAAGUCCAGUUUAGGAGUGAGGGCUGGUUUUAGAUAUGUAAAAAAAAAUAAAUUUAUUCAGACUA